Molecule: messenger RNA, 1003 nt
Organism: Aspergillus sclerotioniger CBS 115572
Lineage: Eukaryota; Fungi; Ascomycota; Eurotiomycetes; Eurotiales; Aspergillaceae
Exons: 1
Coding region: 208-762 (184 amino acids)
Source: RefSeq, a predicted model, not a curated record
GCGCUAGCUCCGAUGGCUAUGUUGGGGGAAGGCAAACAAGGUUAGACUCUGCAUAUUUUUUCACACUAAGCCAAAUGCAGCGUAGACAAACUCAAAGAUGGGGCAAAAAGCAAAAAGAAAAAGUAAUGACCAGACUGGGGCUCGAUCCCAGGACCUUAUCGGUGUUAACGAUACGUGAUAACCAACUACACCAUCCGGCCACCUGUUAUGUUUGCUUUUGCCGGCUGUGAGCUAGAUUCCAACGGUAACUCCGAUCGGAGCCCACGGUCUCAUCACCGGCAUCUCCACGCUCCGAUAGUCGAUCCAUCUUUAUCUCAGCUUGACACCACAUGCCUCAUGUCAGGCUUCGCACGGUACCACCAAUUACCAUUGACUACCACGCAGUACAUGUUAUACUUUCAUCAGACAAUCGAUUUGCCACCUACUUGGAACAGCUUGGAAUGUCACCAGUUCAACUGUCACUCCACCCCUUUUCCCCCCACACCGAUCCAAUGCAAUAGUUCGGCAUCCCUACCUGACGGAGCUUCCUCCGUCUUAUGCACGGCAUGCCGUCACUGCCGUGCUACGGCUGACCGGUCACGCUGCCUCGGACGAACCCGGCGCCUCACCUCAGCCAUCUGCAUCCUCACCUCUCCAUCCCGAGCCGAGAAGAAUCUCGCAGCCACUCGGGAUAGUGGAGAUUUCCCAUACGUGUCAAAUCGAACAAUCACCGCAGCAGAGCUUACCCGGCAUACCGACCAGCUUGGUCUGUCUUUCGAAUAACACGCCUUUAGGCUAAACGGUCUUCCGGAUAAAGGGUGAAAUGACACUAUACCAACUGAAAAUGGUUGGGAGGCGCGAGGCAGCCAUCCAGAGUGGUCCAGAUGCAGCAGAGGUCAGCCGGUCUGCCCGGCGCCGUCUGCGAACCUGGCUUUGUCUACUGCUUAUGACUAACUGCUUUGGACUGUGGACCCGGAGAAUGCGUGGUUUACGAGGUUUCACUUGCACCGAGAUUGUUCAUUUC